Messenger RNA from Diospyros lotus (date-plum), 3507 nucleotides. RefSeq names its product probable polygalacturonase. Gene Ontology annotation, molecular function: polygalacturonase activity. The record is from RefSeq and is a predicted model, not a curated record. Bases 291 to 1742 code for a protein of 483 amino acids. The transcript has 6 exons. Gene Ontology annotation, biological process: carbohydrate metabolic process. Lineage: Eukaryota; Viridiplantae; Streptophyta; Magnoliopsida; Ericales; Ebenaceae.
CAUAAACAUAAUAAUUUCUAAGCUCCGUCCCAGUUCGGACCCCACUGUUUGAAACUGAGACGCAAACCACAAUUUUUAUUAAGUUUGAUUCGUUGCUUCUGAUCAUCGAUAUCUAUCGAUCGAUUAAUCGAUCCUUCAUUCAUUGGUUUGCCCAAUCGAAUUGCGUUUCUUCUUUUACCAUCAUCACUGUUCAUCUACUCCACUUUUUCCCCAAUUCCGCAGUCCCCACCCAAGCCCUGAUCCCUCCCUCAACUGCGCCUCAAAUUUUACCUAUUGUUCUUUCUGUAUUAAUGGAUGAAACUUGGAAGUUUCGGCACCGCAAGCGUUGGAUCCCGCCGCUCUUCUCAUCAAAGAAGACGCUCCUGACGCUCCUAUGGACCGUGGGAUUCCUCCUGAUCCUUCUAUGGCAGAGCUCAGCCGUCGAUCGCGUUCUGGCUCUCCGGCGAGCGACCAUACUCCCGAGGCCGAUUCCGAAGCUCCGGCCGGUGGCCUUCGAUUUGGGCGACUUCGGUGGGGUGGGUGAUGGCGUCACUGUGAAUACCGAGGCAUUCGAGAGGGCGGUAUCGGAGAUCAGAAAGAGAGGUGGUGGGCAGCUUAAUGUCCAGAGGGGGACUUGGCUCUCUGCGCCUUUCAAUCUAACGAGCCACAUGACUUUGUUCGUUGCCGAAGAUGCUGUUAUACUCGCAAUCGAUGAUGAGAAGUAUUGGCCACUGAUGUCUCCUUUGCCAUCAUAUGGAAGUGGAAGAGAGCAUCCUGGACCUCGUUAUGGAAGUUUCAUUCAUGGUCAAAAUCUCAAGGAUGUUGUUAUAACAGGGCAUAAUGGUACAAUAAAUGGGCAAGGUCAAACAUGGUGGGAGAAGCAUCGCAAGAAACUUCUUAAUCACACCAGGGGCCCACUUGUGCAAAUCAUGUGGUCAAGGGACAUUCAGAUUUCCGACAUAACUUUCCGUGAUUCUCCUUUCUGGACACUCCACCCUUAUGACUGCAAUAAUGUCACUAUUAGAAAUGUAACUGUCCUGGCUCCAUUGUCUGGGGCCCCUAACACUGAUGGAAUAGAUCCUGAUUCAUGUGAGAAUGUGGUCAUAGAGGACUGUUAUAUCAGCGUCGGAGAUGAUGGAGUUGCAAUAAAGAGUGGCUGGGAUCAGUAUGGGAUUGUUUAUGGUCGCCCUUCUACCAAUAUUCUCAUUCGUAAUCUCAUUGUGCGAUCGACAGUAAGUGCUGGAAUAUCGAUUGGCAGUGAAAUGUCUGGUGGAGUCUCAGCUGUCACAGUUGAAAAUCUCCAUGUGUGGGAUUCAAAAAGGGCUGUCCGGAUCAAGACCAGCGCUGGCAGAGGUGGCUACAUCCGUGAUAUAAUGUACCAGAACCUGACUUUUGACAAUGUUCGGGUAGGUGUUGUGAUAAAAACUGACUACAAUGAACACCCAGAUGAAGGCUAUGAUCCCAAAGCUCUUCCAAUCGUAGAAAAUAUAAGUUUCACAGGGAUACAUGGUCAGGGAGUUCGUAUUCCAGUCCGCAUCUAUGGUAGCCAAGAAAUUCCUGUUAAGAAUGUCACUUUCCGGGACAUGUCUGUGGGAAUAACAUACAAGAAGAAGCAUAUAUUUCAGUGCUCCUUUGUACAAGGCCGUGUGAUAGGAAGAAUCUUCCCUGCUCCUUGUGAGAAUUUAGAUAUUUAUGAUGAACAAGGACGGCUGGUUAAGCAGUCAACACAGGAGAAUAGUCCUGACAUUGAUGAUGAAUCCUGAGAAGGGGAAUUCAGAUGUUAGUGGGAUUUUCUGUGGGCUGCAUUGAUAGCUUGCAUUUGCAACAUGCCGAGGUACCAUGAAGAGGAAAAACCAGUGGAGAUAUAGCAUAGCCCUUCGUAUGCUGGUAAUCAGAAAUUACCCUUUCACCAGAACACGCUAGACUUGGAAUACUUGGUCAAUGUGGCUCACAUUUUUAUUUAUUCAAUAUUUUUCUGGAAGGUUGAGUUGGUGACAGAGAUCAACCCAUAAUGAUGAUAUGACUAAACCCAAUUGUUCUUGCCUUGGCCUCUCAAGUGGAAAGGGGGAAGAUCAUAUAAGCAUACGCAAGCAGUUUAAGUGGCCUUACCUCCGAGCGAAAUUCCUUCUCAACAACACCUACGGUUGCACCGGGAUGGCGCGCUCCUACUAGCAUGAAUGCUGCUAUCCAUAUGAGUUUCUCCAGCAUCUGCUUCUGAAAUGCUUCCUUGUCAAGAACCUGGUAUACAUGAUCAAUAGACUAAUCGAUUUAGAAGAGGGCUGUUUUCUGCAAUGAAGAAAAAAUUUACCCCUACUUCAGUUAUUGCAGAUCUCAAGAGUGACAUUAAAGCUCUGACCUACAUGAAUUCUAACUUUUCAGUCAUUUCUAUCUAUGGCUUUAUCUUCUAUAAAGCUCUUACAACUCACAGUGACAUACAUUAACGAGACAAAAUUGUUCUUUCAUUGUCUACCUUGCAGGAGAGGCCCCCGGCAUGUAAUCUUGCUGCCACUGCAGAUGCCCAUUUUCCAUAAGCCGCCGUCAACCCUUCUGGAUUAGUAUCUGUUUUCCCAUCAAUAGGAGGCUCACCAAGCUUUGACACAGCAAAGUAUGCCAAAACCUGGUCUGCAUCACCCAAACCUUUGCUCUGAAACCAUGGGUCCAGCAUUCCAUUCUGGAAGAAAACCAAAUCUGCUACAUUGUUAAAAUUCAUCAGAAACAUGGUUUUGGGGAAAUGGACUAAAUUUAUAUGGGUAAAGUUACCAACAAAAAUACCCCUAACUUUCAUCUUGUUUUUAAUUCUAAACUUAAACUUUCAAUUUUAGCAAUUGGAAUAUCUAACUUUUUGUUUAGUCUCAAUUCUAGACAGCUAUUAUAUUUUAUCAUUAGAUGAUUGUCGACAACCUAUGUUGAAUGACUUGAUCCAGCUGAGAACCUUGGCAGAUAAAACUUUACCCCUCAACUUGCUACCUAAUGGGCUAAAUUCAUAUUAGUUGGGUUGGAUCCAUAUUAUAACAUCACCCAACCCGACUGGAUUCUCGGGUCUACGGGACAUUGAGCACCCCAAGGUCAAUGUAUGAUUGAUAGAGAGGUGGGUGAAUAAUCAAUCGGGUGGGUGAGGGAUUACCGCUCCGGCGGGAAGGAGGAGUGGAGUCGAGGACGGCGUCGAGAUCGUCAUUCCUUGUGCAUACCAAGAUGGGGCCGGCGAAAUCCAGCGGAACGGGCUCGCCCCGCUUCACCAGCACAUCCUCGCCGUUGCCCAUCUCCUGCAGGGCCCGGCCCACCCGGCCCCCGCCGACUAUGACGGCAGGCGUUACCUUGACGGUGGCGGUGGCCGCCAUGGGUGCUGCUGCCGAUGCUUUCCUACUGAACUUAAAAAAGGCGGACCCAAUUCGAAAUCUUGAAGAAGUGGGUUUGGUACGGUGGUGGCAAAGAGAAGAGGAGCUAGUAGUUGUAGUAACUGUUGUCGCCGUUGCCAUGGCUGCCGCCGCCGCCGCCGCCGCCGUUUUGAGAAAGCCACCAAACCCUCUG